AUGGUAUCUUGCAAUUUAAAUCAGCUCUCUAAGAUUGUUGAAGCACUAACUGAAGUAUCAAUGGGGUCAGAAAGAAUAUCAUCUAGCAAAGCUUCAAUUUUGUUGUCAGCCAUAAACAAUAGUGAGUUUAUUAUAUGUAUAUUAGCUAUGGUUGAUGUACUUAAAACUAACAAUGCCAAUAUCACGACAUUUGCAAUCAACGAAAAACGUAAAAAUUGUGUUUCUGAAUUUAAAGCAAUUUUUUCAAAUGCAAGUGACUUAGCUACAGUUAUUGGAUUUGACUUAAGAAUGCCUAGAAUAGUUGGGAAACAAAUAAAUCGUAGCAAUUAUCAAGCGAAAGAUACUGAACAAUAUUAUUUGCGAAGUAUUUACAUACCACUAUUGGAUACUGUGAAAACAGAUAUGACUUUGAGAUUAUCAACCAGUACUUUAGAAGCUUUCGAUUUACGUUUAUUAAUUCCUAAAACAAUUGUAGUGUUAACUGACAAAGAUUCCUGCGAGAAAAAAAAUAUAAUAAAAAUAAUUUUAAACGUAGCAACUAAAUUUUCUAAAUUAAAUGCAGAAGUUAAAUUGAUGACUCCUGAUUUAUUAGAAAGUGAAGUUAUGUUAUGGAUCCAUAAAUGGAAGAAAUGUACACCAGACCAACGACCGAUUACAGCAUUAGAUGCCUUAACAAAAUGUGAUAAUGAAAUAUUUCCUACUAUAAGAUUGUAUUUGCAAAUAUUAGCAACACUCCCAGUCAGUGUUGCAUCGGCUGAGAGAAGUUUUUCGACUCUACGCAUAGUUAAAACUUGGCUUCGAUCAAGGAUGGACGAGGAUCGUUUAACAAGUUUAUGCUUUCUAAACGUAUAUCAAAAUAUUAAUAUGUAUGAUAAAGUGGACGAAAUAAUAGAAUUAUUUGCAAAACAAAAAAAAAGAAGGCUGGAGUUUGUUGUAUAA
Molecule: messenger RNA, 939 nt
Organism: Macrosiphum euphorbiae (potato aphid)
Lineage: Eukaryota; Metazoa; Arthropoda; Insecta; Hemiptera; Aphididae
Source: the annotation of a GenBank genome assembly